Molecule: messenger RNA, 3880 nt
Organism: Pygocentrus nattereri (red-bellied piranha)
Lineage: Eukaryota; Metazoa; Chordata; Actinopteri; Characiformes; Serrasalmidae
Gene: plekho1a
Product: pleckstrin homology domain containing, family O member 1a
Exons: 6
Coding region: 262-1908 (548 amino acids)
Biological process (GO): regulation of myoblast fusion
Cellular component (GO): ruffle membrane; muscle cell projection membrane
Source: RefSeq, a predicted model, not a curated record
GAGCAACCCACAAUCUGGUUCACUGCAACUCUCAGCAGCUCUCAGGGAGCCUCCCAAGCCAAUGGAGACAGCAUGCCCGCGUUUUGCAAACCGUCACGACAGCGAGUAGCUGCUGCGAGCCGCCCGUUCAGCUGCGUGUAGACAGAAACUCGCCAACAAAGAGGAGGACCAGCGCAGCCAGCAGUGCAGUUCAUCUCUAACAGACAAGCGGGGGCAGGUCGAGGGAUAUAGGUCUGAAAAGUCCCAUAGUUCACGUUCAACAUGAAGAAAAGCCAUUUGGUCAAAAGGGGACUUCAAGAUGCCAACCAGCUGUCAUCGCAGCCGGACAAAGUAGGCUGGAUCCGCAAGUUCUGUGGCAAGGGCAUUUUCAGGGAAAUAUGGAGAAAUCGCUUUGUGAUGCUGAAAGGGGACCACCUGUAUAUUUUUGAAAAAGAGAUGAAGAAUGAUGGGAAGACACAUGAGGUGUUUGAUCUGGCUGAGUAUGAGCGCUCAGAGGAGGUGCGCAAGGCCAAGAGCCACAGCAAGAAGAACCUCAGCAAGUUCACCCUCCUGCGCUGCCGCCAGUCUGCAGCUCGGACGCCCAAUCUCAUGUUUUUGGCUGUUAGUCCGGAAGAGAAGGAGUCUUGGAUCAAUGUUCUGAACACAGCUAUUAUCAGAGCCAAGAACCGUGUUCUCGAUGAGGUCACAAUCGAGGAGGAAAGCCUGUUGGCUCACCCGACACGUGAUCGUGCCAAGAUCCCACUUGGGCGCCGCCUGCCCACGCGGGGUCAUCUUAUGGCUGUGGCCUCCACUUCUUCAGAUGGGAUGCUAACUCUGGACCUGGUGCACGAGGAGGACGCUAGCAUGCUGGAGGAGGAUUAUGCAGUGUGGGUAAAGGACCAUCGGGGUAACCUGGAUGUUCUGGCUCCUGGGCGGAAGCGCGCUGGCACAGAUGCCUCCAGGCCUCGAGUCACCCCUGUAGAGGCCAGGGUGAAGACCAGCAGUCUGCCCCGUGGGAGUGAGCUCUCAUGGAGCCACCAAAGCCAGACUCAUACUCCUCAGCCUGGCAAGAAGAUGUUGGCUCAGGGUAGGAAUCGCUGUGGCUCCAUGGAUGAUGCUUUGUCUCGUGGAGAACGAAGGCCCAUCAAGAGGGAUGGUUUCAGUCACCAGGCCACAUUAGCCCAGAGUCCAACAAGCCACCUACAGGACCUCAUCAACCAGCGGCUACAGAGGACACAGGAGCUAUUGGCCAAGGUACAGGAGCAGGAGCCGCACAGGGGCCGAAUGGGCUCCUACACCCAUUUGAGGGGCGUUGAUUCCCCAAGGCUGCGACACUUAAAGGGUUCAGAGUCACCUCACUCCAAAAGCUCCAGCUCUCACAGCUCAACUCACGGCAAAAGUGUAGAAUCUUCUCCUCAACUUAAGGCCAGGGAUUCACCAAGCUCAAAGACAAAGGACUCACCUCGUGUCAAAGCAAAGGAUUCUCCUGGUUUGAAGUCCUCAAAGUCCCCUCACUCCAAGGGCAACUUCCGUUCGAAAAGCAUUGACUCUGCUGAUUCAAAGGGUUCCAGCUCCCCCCGUAUUAAAUGCAUCGACCUGACCCAUAUCAAGAGUUCAGACUCUCCUCUUUCUGCUGGCUCCAUUUCACCCCAUUUAAAGGGUAUAGACUCGCCCAAUUUGUGGCUUACAAAUUCACCACAUUUUAAAGGGCUAAAGGGCACAGACUCUCCUCUCAGUGAGGUGCUGGACUGGGAAAGUAGAAGGGCAGCAGCUGAACGUCUGCUACAGGAAGCUAUCUCCUCCUGGGAGGAAGCAAGGGAGGUUCUAGCAGAGGUAAAGGAGCUACAGGCCAGACAGCAACGGGCAGAGCAGAGCAAGACUGCAGCUCCCUCCACACCCUCAAAGGACGACAAGCAUGAAAGCCUCUGAUGCCCCUAUUGCCAGUCACAGUGCUUUAUAUGACUCAUAGGCCUAUUCCCAUGAAAUGAUGUGAGACAUCACAAUAAAUACAUGAAAUGCACUGGGAACUUUUUUGUAACUAUUUUCUCCAGUAAAUUUUCUCACACUACAUUAUUCAUUGGCGCUCCAACACCACAGUCCUUUAUCUUUGCCCUGUAAAUUACUGUAAUUUUACUGCAAGUUUUUCCCUCUCCCAGCUAAUGUAAAGGUGCACUUUUUUGCUGUUGUUAACAGAAGAUUUAAUUUUUUGUUGUACCACCCUCAGUGGACCUCACUGGUUUGUGGCAUACUUUUCACAGUUGCCCUCAAGGAUAAAUCUGUUUCGAGGAGUGUGUGAUGAGUUUUCUGUGCAAUAUAGAGCAGUGGGUUUCAGUUCUAGGUCAGAUUUGUUCGUGACCCAGACACACCACCCAGUGGUGUUGUUGUCAUGCCCUCGUGGGCCACUUGGCCAUAAUGUGGAUUUCAUUAUAAGCUUUUUGCGAUAUUACAGAAAUUAACAUGUACAUACUUUGAAAAUAAAAUGUUAAAUUAUCUGGAUUAAAGAGUUUUUUAUUUACAGAGAAUAUGGUUUUAUAUAGUUAUUGCAGUCAUGCAAAAACCUUGUGUCUCCAUUUUUGUUUUUUUUUUGUUUUUUUUACAUAAUUUGAAAACUCUUUGUUACAGUUACCAUUUGCAUUAUCUUAAAAUUGCAUUAUGAACACACCACAGAAGUGGUCCAGAAUUACUUGGAACUUCCAUUACAACUUACGAAUAUUUUCUUUACUUCUCCUGUAAAGUCACCAUUUUGGAGAUAAGAGGUUUUGUUCUGACAGUGAUGAGACAAAUUAUAUACUGUAAUUUUGUAUACUGUACGUUUGGUAGUCAUGUAUGGUAGUGAGUUUGUGAACGAGCAAUGCUCAUUUAUUAUUUUUCUUUCAUUUCUGUGUAGUUAUGACUAUGAGGUAUUAUGUGAGUAUCUCUAAUAACAUUCUCCAUUCUCAUCCAAUUAACUUCUCCAUGCCCCGCCCACAAAUGCAUCAUUUUGUAGCAACUUAAUAGAAUGUUGGCAAAAAUCCAAUUUAGCUUAAUGAGAAAUUGUAGCACAAAACAAUGUCUGAAAAUUCAGUCUUAUGAAUUUCAAAUGAUAUUUAUAUUGUAUGGGUGUGAAAGGUUACACUGUUAGAUUGUUUUUAUGUUGUGUAAUGAAGCCACUGUUAGCAUGAUGGCAAAUUCAUUGUUGUUUGUUGUCAGAUUCACUGCCUAGUUUCAGUUAGCAGCAAUAACAUAGUCCAACUUGGUGCCAUAGCCAUUUAACACCUGUUAAAUGAGCAGAAUCCACCAGCAGUCCUCACUUCUAAAACCUUAGAAUAAUUCAGUCAUUUUCUAUUAUUUUCCAUAUAAUUGCUGCAGUGUAAGAGUGGAACAGAGCAAAAGUGGAUUGUAAGUGUCUUGAGGUUUGAAUUGACAUAAAUUAUUGCUUUUGUUUUUCAGACCUAUAAUUUUGCUUUGCAUUGUUUGAUCCAAAGUAUUUAUUUGAGUUGAAUAAAACUGCUUGUUACCCCAGCUUGAACUGACAAACCAUUUUUUACAGUAUGAAUACUAAGCUUUAGUCGGUGAAUUUAAAGGGUUAUUCUGAAAAUGUCUGUGUUGUGAAUCUAAAUACAAACCUAUAGGUUGAAUGGGGUUUUUGCCAAUGUUGGAUGCAAGGCUGGAUAAAGCUUAUGCAGCCUUUCACCAGUUGCUGUGAAACAAUACAUUUGGGGCCAGAGCUUUGGUCUUUUAGUUAAGCUCAUUUAUCAGGUCAUACAGCCUACAUUAGAUCAUAGUUUCGAGGAAGCCUCAGGUGUUAUUACACUCUUUGAGCUAUAACAGAAUUCGUUCUGACUGUUCAGCUGGCCCAGCUGGUAACCAUACGUGCACUUUCAUAACUGUCGUUUAGAUUGAAGCUCAGUGAAACACGUUC